Molecule: messenger RNA, 772 nt
Organism: Thecamonas trahens ATCC 50062
Lineage: Eukaryota; Apusomonadida; Apusomonadidae
Exons: 2
Source: RefSeq, a predicted model, not a curated record
GAUGGCAGAGGGAUCAAUGAUGAGCAACGUGCCCCCGGGCAAGUCCCGCUGGCACUCGUCCAAGUCCCGGGUGGUAUGGUCGAAUCCGCUGCUUGAGCAGGAGCCUGCCGUGGGUGGUCUCCGUCGGCGGGUGACCAACCCCAACUCGGUGCCGUCCGCCUCUGGUGGGCCGACCGCCACCAGCUCGCCAUUGCAGCAUGAGACGUCGGAUGUGGUGUACGAUAUGCCGAUGAAGCUGAUCUUUGCGCAGGUUGCUGUUGUCGGCCUCAUUCUCGUCUACCUUGCAUAUCGCCUGUUCUUUGCAAAGUCGGUUCCCAUGGCCGCCGUCAUCCAGGAGGCUCUGGUCGACGUCUCGCUGGACGAGCUGGCCGCAGCCGACGGAGGGGACGGACGUAAGGCAUACGUUGCCAUCGGGCUGCACGUCUACGACGUGACGGAUGACCCGCGGUUUGGUAUCGGCGUCGAGGGAUUUGAUCCGCUUGCGGCCCAUGCUGCCCGGACUGCCGGGAAGAAGCCCGACGUGCUGGACCCGCUCGAGCUUGCCGCCUGCUGGCCGCACCUCCCGGGCCGAGUCAUCGAUCGCGUCCUUGCUCUGGACUCGUGCUCCGAUCAAGCCCUGGCCGACUCUGCCAACGUCGACGGCCUCACCGCCCGCCAGCGCGCCGCCGUCCGCCACCACGAGCUGCGACUCCGCUACGAUCGGCGCUACGUCGGCCAUCUCGCCCAUCCUGACUCGGUCGAGCACCACGACCAUAGCUAUGGCGCCGAUUGA